Messenger RNA from Ananas comosus (pineapple), 1944 nucleotides. Its product is annotated as proline--tRNA ligase, cytoplasmic. Gene Ontology annotation, cellular component: cytoplasm; aminoacyl-tRNA synthetase multienzyme complex. Lineage: Eukaryota; Viridiplantae; Streptophyta; Magnoliopsida; Poales; Bromeliaceae. Gene Ontology annotation, biological process: prolyl-tRNA aminoacylation. Gene Ontology annotation, molecular function: proline-tRNA ligase activity; ATP binding. The record is from RefSeq and is a predicted model, not a curated record.
GCGCGCGCGCUCUCUCUCUCUACCCCCAUCACAAGAAGGGGAGUCUCUAAACCCUAAUCGAUCCUAGAACCUGAGCCCCAAUCCGCGCGAAUCGGCGACGUCGGGGGAGAGCGCGACCUCUGAUUUCUCGCGAGGGAUUCUUGGCUGUAGCUAUGGCGACGAAUAAUGCUAAGGCAUCGAAUGCAAAAAAGAAGGAAGUGAAAAAAGAAACGAAGCUUGGUUUGACCUACAAGAAGGAUGAGAAUUUUGGAGAGUGGUAUUCAGAGGUUGUUGUUAGCAGCGAAAUGAUUGAGUACUAUGACAUCUCUGGUUGCUAUAUCCUGAGGCCAUGGACAAUGGCAAUCUGGGAAACAUUACAAGUAUUUUUUGAUGCUCAGAUUAAAAAAAUGAAUAUAAAGAAUGCAUAUUUUCCUCUUUUUGUGACUGAAAAUGUUCUACAGAAGGAGAAGGAUCAUAUAGAGGGUUUCGCUCCUGAGGUCGCUUGGGUCACCAAGUCCGGGCAGACUGAUUUAGAAGUUCCUAUUGCAAUCCGUCCAACAAGUGAGACUGUCAUGUACCCAUAUUUUUCUAAAUGGAUAAGAGGCCAUCGUGACUUGCCUUUGAAGGUUAACCAAUGGUGCAACGUUGUUAGAUGGGAGUUUAGCCAUCCUACUCCAUUUAUUCGGAGUCGGGAGUUUCUUUGGCAAGAAGGCCAUACAGCUUUUGCAACCAAAGCUGAAGCAGAUGAAGAGGUUCUUCAAAUAUUGGAACUAUAUCGAAGAAUAUAUGAAGAAUUUCUUGCAAUUCCUGUUAUUAAGGGACAGAAAAGUGAACUAGAAAAGUUUGCUGGUGGUCUUUAUACUACUAGCGUCGAGGCAUUCAUCCCAAAUACUGGUCGAGGAAUACAAGGCGCCACCUCGCAUUGUCUUGGUCAAAAUUUCGCAAAGAUGUUCCAAAUAAAUUUUGAGAAUGAUAAGGGUGAAAAGGCUAUGGUCUGGCAGAAUUCGUGGGCCUACAGCACUCGCACGUUAGGGGUGAUGGUAAUGGUUCAUGGAGAUGAUAAAGGCUUGGUUCUGCCACCUAGAGUGGCAUCUAUUCAAGUUAUUGUGAUUCCUGUUCCAUACAAAGAUGCAGAUGUAACGGCAAUCAAAGCAGCCUGCGAGACAACAGUUCAAACAUUGUCUAAUGCAGGUUUCAGUGCCGAACUGGACACGAGGGAAAACUAUUCGCCUGGUUGGAAGUAUUCCCACUGGGAAAUGAAAGGUGUCCCAUUGAGAAUCGAAAUCGGGCCAAAGGAUUUAGAAAAAAAUCAGGUUCGUGUUGUUAGGCGUGACAAUGGUGCAAAAAUCGAUGUUCCCGUGAAUGACUUGGUUGAGAAGGUAAAGGAACUAUUAGGAAGCAUCCAAGAGAGCUUGUUUAAUGCAGCAAAAGAGAAAAGAGAUGCAUGCAUCAAGGUGGUCAAUACGUGGGACGAAUUCAUUGCAGCACUCAAUGACAAAAACAUGAUCCUGGCUCCUUGGUGUGAUGAAGAGGAAGUCGAGAAAGAUGUGAAAGCUCGAACGAAAGGAGAACUUGGAGCUGCUAAGACGCUGUGUACCCCAUUUGACCAGCCAAGACUUGCUGAAGGUACUCUCUGCUUUGCCUCGGGAAAGCCCGCAAAGAAGUGGACAUAUUGGGGCCGCAGCUACUAAUCAUUUGCUUGUCGUCGCAACGUUGUCUUCGUUAAAUUAUGCUGCACAUUCAUUUCAAUUGGAUGGCGACAUUUGUCCGUCGACGUAAUAUUUUUGAAAAGUGGAAAGUGGCACAGGUUUGUUGGCACUCGGUAUCGACGAAUGUUGUUAAGAUAUAAGUUGUUUUCUCUAUAAUUCUUCGAUUAUAUCUUGCUUGGAUUUUGUGCAAGGGAUCUUCUCUAAUUAAUAUACGAAGUAUGAGGUUUAUGAGUGAUGAUUGGUUGGUUUUAAUUCA